Molecule: messenger RNA, 703 nt
Organism: Gorilla gorilla gorilla (western lowland gorilla)
Lineage: Eukaryota; Metazoa; Chordata; Mammalia; Primates; Hominidae
Gene: H2BW1
Product: H2B.W histone 1
Cellular component (GO): nucleosome
Molecular function (GO): protein heterodimerization activity; DNA binding; structural constituent of chromatin
Source: RefSeq, a predicted model, not a curated record
GGUAGGUUUGCUGAGAGGCUCCCUGCGUGACACUUCAUCCAAUCAGACGUGAAGCUGGCCCGAGACGUGGAGCCAUGCUGCGUACCCAAGUGCCCCGGCUUCCCCGGUCCACAACUGCCAUUGUCUGGUCGUGCCAUCUAACGGCCGCUGCCUCCGCCAUGGCUGGACCUUCCUCUGAGACGACCUCUGAGGAACAGCUGAUCACCCAGGAGCCCAAAGAGGCCAACUCCACGACGGCCCAGAAGCAGAGCAAGCAGAGGAAGCGAGGGCGCCAUGGGCCCCGCAAGUGCCACUCCAACUGCCGUGGGGACAGCUUCGCCACCUAUUUCCGCCGGGUGCUGAAGCAGGUUCACCAGGGCCGCCUUUCCCGGGAGGCCGUGAGUGUCAUGGAUUCUUUGGUUCAUGACAUAUUGGACCGCAUCGCCACUGAGGCUGGUCGCCUGGCCCGCUCCACCAAGCGCCAGACCAUCACCGCCUGGGAGACCCGGAUGGCUGUGCGCCUGCUGCUGCCAGGGCAGAUGGGCAAGCUCGCUGAGUCCGAAGGCACGAAGGCUGUCCUCAGAACUUCACUGUAUGCCAUACAGCAACAGAGAAAGUGAAUACGCUGAUACAAGAAGCAAGGUCUUGGCUCAAAUCCUGACUCCCCUAUGAAGAUGUCCUGACCCUCCCAGCCUAGAGAGAUUGCUCCCUCCUUGAGUCACAG